AUGUUUAUUCGUUUUCUUUUACAACUUGCUAUUUUUUGGUUUAGUAUUCAUUUAUUCAAUUAUCUCUUAUUACGUUUUCAAGCUACAAAACGUUCCUAUCUUCGUUUACUUCGUUCAUUAGGUUGUCAUAUAUCAAUAUUGAAUAUAACUUUUCAUACAACUUCAUUCAAUCGACUUUUUUAUCGAAUUGGUUCAAAUAAUUCACGUCUAUGGAAAAUAUGGUUUACUCUAGGAAUAUUUAUUGCAUUUCUAACAGCUAUUUGUGCAUGUUUAACAUUAAUCUUUUUACCUAUGAAAUAUAUUUAUGAUUUUCAACAAGCAAAUUUAUUUUCAACAUCAAAUUUAACAAAUAACAAUGAACGUGAUAAAUUACUCAUUCAACCUAUCAUUCCUGGUGUUAAUGUACCCUUAGAACAACUAGGACAUUUUUUUCUGGCACUAUUAGUAUGUACUGUUUUUCAUGAAUUUGGACAUGCUGUAGCAGCAACAGCUGAACAAGUUCGUUUAAAUGGUUGUGGAUAUUUUGUAUUGAUUCUCUAUCCAGGUGCUUAUGUUGAUUUAAAUCAUGAACAAGUAUUAAUGAUUUCAGCUUAUAGACAAUUAAGAAUUUAUUGUGCUGGUAUUUUUCAUAAUAUCGUUCUUGUUCUUGUUGCUGUUGGAUUUCUUCUUAUACAUCCAAUUUUUCUUCGUCAUUUUUUUAUUGAAACAGCAAUAGUUUCUGGUAUUGCAAAAAAUUCGCCAAUUUCGAAUCUUCUUCCUAUUCAUUCAACAAUUGAAUCUAUUGAUGGUUGUUUAAUACAUACAUCGAAAGAUUGGUAUCAAUGUUUACGCUCAAUUCGUGAUCAACAUUCUCAAAAGAGUAGUGGUUAUUGUUUAACUCAGGCUGAAAUUCAAUUACUUUCAAGUCAUAUUGAAUUAAAUCAAACAAGUAAUUAUGAUUGUUGUCAAAAUUUAUCUCAAAAAAAUUAUUGUUUUCUCUAUCAUUCCGAUCAAGAUUCACAUCAAAAUGGUGCAUGUAUGGAAGCUCGUAGUGUUACAAAACAUAAUUCAUGUUUAUUAAAUAGUGAUUGUCAAAUACAAGGCAAUGAUUUCUUAUGUGUUCAUCCAUUUUCAGCUGAUAAUAUAACACGUUUAAUACGAAUUUCACAUAAUCAAGGUCCAGUCAUAUUAUUUGUUGGUUCAAUUAAUGAAAUCUAUCGAACAAUUACUAUUCAAUCUUAUCAAGCUAAAUAUAACUUCAUUCCAACAAUUCUCAUUAGUGAUAUUCCAUUAUUUUUUCAGUAUGUCGGUGCAUUUUCAUUUGCUCUUGCAUUUUUUAAUGCAGUACCAUGUUAUGGAUUAGAUGGGCAACAUAUAUUAUCAUCAUUAAUUGAAUAUCUUUCACCAAAUUUAUAUCGAAAAUAUCGUUCUCAUUUAACAUUAGGUUUAAUUUUUGGUACAGGUCUUCUUAUUAUUAACGUUUCAUUAGCUUUUGCACGGUAUUUUCUUUAA
Messenger RNA from Adineta steineri, 1491 nucleotides. The record is from the annotation of a GenBank genome assembly. NCBI's taxonomy places the organism in Eukaryota, Metazoa, Rotifera, Eurotatoria, Adinetida, Adinetidae.